Molecule: messenger RNA, 1247 nt
Organism: Gilbertella persicaria
Lineage: Eukaryota; Fungi; Mucoromycota; Mucoromycetes; Mucorales; Choanephoraceae
Product: Septin-type guanine nucleotide-binding (G) domain-containing protein
Exons: 8
Coding region: 74-1096 (340 amino acids)
Biological process (GO): cytoskeleton-dependent cytokinesis
Cellular component (GO): cell division site; septin complex; septin ring
Molecular function (GO): GTP binding; molecular adaptor activity; GTPase activity
Source: RefSeq, a predicted model, not a curated record
UAAAAACAAAAGAAAAAAAAAACAUCUAAAGCCCGCUGUAACCUUUCUCUCUCUUUCUCUUCAUCUCUUUACCAUGACAACCGUUGCUCAGGAGAAUUCUACACCUUUAAAUGGCUAUGUCGGUUUUGACACUAUUACUCAACAAAUUGAAAAAAAGUCAAUCAAGCGAGGAUUUCAGUUCAAUGUGAUGGUUGUUGGUCAAACUGGUCUAGGAAAAUCAACACUUGUCAACACACUAUUCGCUUCUCAUCUUAUUGACAGUAAGGGCAGACAACAAGUCGAAGAUUUAACAAAGCAAACUACUCGAAUUGAAUCUGUAUCUCAUGUUAUUCAGGAAAAUGGUGUACGUCUCAGACUCAAUAUUGUGGACACACCUGGCUUUGGUGAUCAAGUGGAUAAUGAAGAUUGUUGGGAGCCUAUUAUCAAGUACAUUAAAGAUCAACACUCUGCCUAUCUUCGUAAAGAAUUAACUGCUCAGCGUGAAAGAAUCAUUCAAGAUAACCGUGUUCAUUGUUGCCUUUAUUUCAUUACACCUUCUGGUCACUCAUUAAAACCUAUUGAUGUUAUUGUUCUCAAAAAGCUUGUUGAAGUUGUCAAUGUUGUGCCUGUGAUUGCAAAAUCAGAUUCACUUACUAUUGAAGAGCGUGCAGCAUUCAAGAAAAGAAUCAAUGAAGCAUUAGAAUUCCAUCAAAUUGAUUUAUAUCCCUAUGAUUCAACCGAAGAUUAUGACGAAGAAGAACGUAUGUUGAAUACUAGUAUUAGAGAACUCUUGCCUUUUGCUAUAGUUGGUUCAGAAAAACAAGUGGUUGUGGAUGGAAAGGCAGUCAUUGGUCGUAAAUCUAGAUGGGGCACAGUGAUUGUUGAAGAUGAGAACCAUUGUGAAUUUGUCCAUUUGCGUAACUUUUUGACCAGAACUCAUUUGCAAGAUUUGGUUGAAACAACAGCUAUGGUUCAUUAUGAAACCUUCCGCUCAAAUCAAUUGAUGGCCUUGAAGGGAGCUGUCAGUAACCCAAACAGCGCCAUGAACUCACCAUCCACUGAAAGUCCUGCUCCUUCUGGUGCUAUCCCCGCUAAAGCCUUUCCUCCUUUUGCUUAAUUAUUUAUUGUGAUAUCUAUUUGAAAAAAAUAUAAUAAAAUAAAAGCUUUUGCCGUGCAGUGGUUCAAGUUCCGUUUUAUGCAAACGUCUUUUGUUGAAAAAGGGAGAUACAUCGCAAAAAAUAUUAAGGCAAAGUGCCCAUCGAUGCUAG